Molecule: messenger RNA, 1336 nt
Organism: Gastrolobium bilobum
Lineage: Eukaryota; Viridiplantae; Streptophyta; Magnoliopsida; Fabales; Fabaceae
Exons: 11
Coding region: 108-1013 (301 amino acids)
Source: RefSeq, a predicted model, not a curated record
UAAUAGGAGGAGAAAACACGAUCCUCUUGUUGGGAUGGCACGUCGAAAAUAAAGAUGAAGGGAUAAGGUCGAUUGAAGUUGAAUUGGAACUAUAACAGUAUGAAGCCAUGAAAUUGAAAACAGUUCCAUCAUCUUGUUCGUUUGCAGUUGCAUUGAUUUCCCACUCUGAUUCCAAUCACAAUUCUACUCAUACUCAUGCCCACAGUAUCAUAGUCGCCAAAAGCAAGAAGCAGCAUCACACUCAGGGUUCCCAACCAACUCCUCCAAGAAUUACAUCAAAUGUGAAGCAAAACCUCCAAUUCCUGAAGCUAUGGAAGGAUUUCCAAAAACGAAACUCUAGCACUCCUAGGCCUUCAACCAGAUACCGCAAAAAGAAGGUGGAAAAGGAUGAUGUUGUAGAUGACCACACCGACCUGUAUCGUGAUCCCACCACCUCCCUCUACUAUACACACCAACAGGGUAUAAUAGACAAUGCGGUCCCCGUGUUGCUUGUUGAUGGCUAUAAUGUCUGUGGCUAUUGGAUGAAGCUCAAGAAACAUUUUAUGAAUGGGAGACUUGAUAUUGCUCGCCAAAAGCUUAUUGAUGAGCUUGUAACCUUUAGUGUGCUUAGAGAGGUGAAAGUGGUUGCUGUAUUUGAUGCAAUGAUGUCGGGACUCCCCACUCACAAGGAAGAUUUUGCUGGGGUUGACAUCAUUUUCUCAGCCGAAACUUGUGCUGAUACAUGGAUUGAAAAAGAGGUUGCAGCUUUAAAAGAGGAUGGAUGCCCCAAAGUCUGGGUUGUCUCUUCUGAUCACUGUCACCAGCAUGCAGCACAUGGAGCAGGAGCCUUCGUUUGGAGUUGCAAGGCAUUGGUUACUGAGAUCAAGGCGUCACAAAAAGAGGUUGAAAGGAUGCUUCAAGAGCAAAGAUCCACAUCUUUUCAAGGUAGAUUAUUGAAGCACAAUCUUGAUGCUGAAGUAGUGGAUGCUCUGAAGAAUCUGAGGCAAAAGCUAUCUGAAAAUGAGUUGAAGUAGAGUAUCAGUUUAAAAUUCUAGUCAGAGACUUUAGUUUGACAGACCAAAAACUUCAGAAAUCAUCUAGACAUUGCGAAGGACGUGCUUGAUAGCCAACAAUUCAGUGCUCAUCUUGAAAUUCCGUACAAACCCAAAAAUGACAACUAACCCAGUUAACACCUAUUCACGACCAUUUGUUUUUCUGCAUGUUGAAUAGCUCCACUUUGUGAUUUACUUUAAUUUGUGUAAAGUAAGAGAACCAGUGUACUUAAGUGUAAUACAAUAUUUUUUUUUGUUUCUCUUAUAUCUAUGUAUAAUGAGUUUGCAUUUUUCUCGUAAUUUUU